This is a messenger RNA of Neofelis nebulosa (Clouded leopard), 2335 nucleotides long. It is a transcript of the gene CDK19, whose product is annotated as cyclin dependent kinase 19. The coding region runs from base 156 to 1814 and encodes 552 amino acids. The record is from RefSeq and is a predicted model, not a curated record. Gene Ontology annotation, biological process: protein phosphorylation. Lineage: Eukaryota; Metazoa; Chordata; Mammalia; Carnivora; Felidae. Gene Ontology annotation, molecular function: cyclin-dependent protein serine/threonine kinase activity; ATP binding; RNA polymerase II CTD heptapeptide repeat kinase activity. Gene Ontology annotation, cellular component: cytosol; mediator complex; nucleus. The transcript has 15 exons.
AGGCGGACCGCGGGGCGGCGGGCGGCGCGCGCGCGCCCGAGAGGCGGCUGUUGGAGAAGUGGAGCGGCGAUCGCGGGGGGAGGAGGAGGAGGAGGGACUGAGCGGCGGCGGCCCCCGCGUCCCGGUGCCUCUAUGGGGAAAGCAGACAAUGGAUUAUGAUUUCAAGGCGAAGCUGGCGGCGGAGCGGGAGCGGGUGGAGGAUUUGUUUGAGUACGAAGGGUGCAAAGUGGGACGCGGCACCUACGGGCACGUCUACAAGGCGAGGCGGAAAGAUGGGAGAUGGCGAGCUGGAUUCUGUAUUGAGAACGCCUAUCCUUCGUCCUGUAGGGCAGACGGGCUCUAGGACAGGUGGAACCAGCUGCCGGCGAAGGAUUCCAGGAGGGCUUCGUGUAUGGACCUCAAGCGUUGGAGGUAGCAGACUUUUCAGCAGAAGAAAAGAUGAAAAGGAAUAUGCAUUGAAGCAAAUUGAAGGCACAGGAAUAUCCAUGUCGGCUUGUAGAGAGAUUGCACUUUUGCGAGAAUUGAAGCACCCUAAUGUGAUCGCAUUGCAGAAGGUGUUCCUUUCUCACAGUGACAGGAAGGUGUGGCUGCUCUUUGAUUAUGCAGAACAUGAUUUGUGGCACAUUAUUAAGUUUCACCGUGCAUCAAAAGCAAAUAAAAAGCCCAUGCAGUUGCCAAGAUCUAUGGUCAAAUCAUUACUUUACCAGAUUCUUGAUGGUAUCCAUUACCUCCAUGCAAAUUGGGUGCUUCACAGAGAUCUGAAACCAGCAAAUAUCCUAGUAAUGGGAGAAGGUCCUGAAAGGGGGAGAGUCAAAAUAGCGGACAUGGGUUUUGCCAGAUUGUUCAAUUCUCCUCUAAAGCCACUAGCAGAUUUGGAUCCAGUAGUUGUGACUUUUUGGUAUCGGGCUCCAGAACUUCUGCUUGGUGCAAGACAUUAUACAAAGGCCAUUGAUAUAUGGGCAAUAGGUUGCAUAUUUGCUGAAUUGUUGACUUCAGAACCUAUUUUUCACUGUCGUCAGGAAGAUAUAAAAACAAGCAAUCCCUUUCAUCAUGAUCAACUAGAUCGGAUAUUUAGUGUCAUGGGGUUUCCUGCAGAUAAAGAUUGGGAAGAUAUUAGAAAGAUGCCAGAAUACCCUACACUUCAGAAAGACUUUAGAAGAACAACGUAUGCCAACAGUAGCCUCAUAAAGUACAUGGAGAAACACAAGGUCAAGCCUGACAGCAAAGUGUUCCUCUUGCUUCAGAAACUCCUUACUAUGGAUCCAACCAAGAGAAUUACCUCAGAGCAAGCUCUACAGGAUCCCUAUUUUCAGGAGGACCCCUUGCCAACGUUAGAUGUGUUUGCUGGCUGCCAGAUUCCAUACCCCAAACGAGAAUUCCUUAAUGAAGAUGAACCUGAAGAGAAAGGUGACAAGAACCAGCAGCAGCAGCAGAACCAACAUCAGCAGCCCGCAGCUCCCCCGCAGCAGGCAGCAGCGCCCCCGCAGGCGCCCCCGCCGCAGCAGAACAGCACCCAGACCAACGGGACCGCGGGCGGGGCCGGGGCGGGCGCCGGGGGUGCGGGAGCCGGGCUGCAGCACAGUCAGGACUCGGGCCUCAAUCAGGUGCCUCCGAACAAGAAGCCCCGCCUCGCGCCCUCGGGCGCCAACUCCGGCGGGCCCGUUAUGCCGGCAGAUUAUCAGCACUCCAGUUCUCGCCUGAAUUACCAAAGCAGCGUUCAGGGAUCCUCCCAGUCCCAGAGCACACUCGGCUACUCCUCCUCGUCCCAGCAAAGCGCGCAGUACCACCCGACUCACCAGGGCCACCGCUACUGACCGCCGCGGCCCAGGGCACAGACCCCAGCAAUAUGAUGUCCGCAUGGAAAGCAACCAAAAAUGCAGACGAUGCUGCCGUUUAAAACUCACCCACUUGGGCGGAAGACUACAUACUGAGCAUUUUGCAGGACGGACGGACGUCUCUUCUUUACUGACUUAAAGAAGAUUUUUGUGAAGUUUCCCCGACACCCUUUCCCUGCAUGUGUUCCAUUGUGACUUUGAUACAGCGUCUGAUCUAAUCCCAGCACUUAACUUCUGUAACCUUCAGCAUUUUUUGGAAGGAUUUCCUGGUGCACCUUUCUCAUGCUGUAGCAAUCACUAUGAUUUAUCUUUUCAAAGCUCUUUUAAUAGGAUUUUAAUGUUUUAGAAACAAGACUCCAGUGGUGUAUAGUUUUCUACUUCAUGAACUGAUCUAGCAACACAGGUAAAAAUGCACCUUUUAAAGCACUACGUUGUUUUCACAGAAUAUGACUGUUUUGCUCAUGGAAGUCUUAAACAGAAACUGUUACUGUCCCAAAGUA